GGCGGCGGCGGGGGCGGGCCGGGGGGAGCGCAGCGCCGCGGAGCCGCCGCCGGGGCAGCCCAGCGGGUCCGCCGGGAGCACCCGCGCGGCCCCCGCUCCGGGUGAGGGCAGCGGAGCGGGGCAUCGGCGGGGAGCGGUGCCGCCGGUGCCGCCACCAUGUCCGGGCGCGGCCACAACAAGCUGCCGACCACCGAGCGCAUCGUCAAGGCUGUCCCGUUCCCUCCCACGCAGCGGCUCACUCUGAAGGAGGUGUUUGAGGAUGGGAAACCGAGGCUCGACGUCCUCAAGAGCCACUUGGUGAAGGAAGGGCGGCUGGAGGAGGACGCGGCGCUGAAAAUCAUCAACGACGGCGCCGCCAUCCUGAGGCACGAGAAGACCAUGAUCGAGGUGGAGGCUCCAAUCACAGUGUGUGGUGACAUCCACGGGCAGUUCUUUGACCUGAUGAAGCUGUUUGAAGUGGGAGGAUCACCCAAUAACACCCGCUACCUCUUCCUGGGGGACUACGUGGACAGAGGCUACUUCAGUAUAGAGUGCGUGCUGUAUUUAUGGAGUUUAAAGAUAAAUCAUCCCAAAACGUUGUUCCUCCUUCGAGGGAACCACGAGUGCAGGCACCUCACAGAAUACUUCACCUUCAAGCAGGAAUGUCGAAUCAAGUACUCGGAGCGAGUGUACGACGCGUGCAUGGACACCUUCGACUGUCUUCCUCUCGCUGCCCUCCUCAACCAGCAAUUCCUGUGUGUGCACGGGGGCCUGUCCCCAGAAAUCACGUGUCUAGAUGACAUUAGGAAAUUAGACAGGUUCAAGGAGCCUCCAGCCUUUGGUCCCAUGUGUGACCUGCUGUGGUCGGAUCCCUCGGAGGAUUACGGCAACGAGAAAACCCUGGAGCAUUUUGCCCACAACACUGUCCGAGGCUGCUCCUAUUUCUACAGUUAUCCUGCAGUGUGUGAAUUUUUGCAGAACAAUAGUUUGUUAUCCGUAAUCCGAGCUCACGAAGCCCAGGACGCUGGGUACCGAAUGUACAGGAAGAGCCAGACCACGGGCUUUCCAUCAUUAAUCACAAUCUUCUCUGCACCAAAUUACUUAGAUGUCUAUAACAACAAGGCUGCUGUACUGAAGUACGAAAACAACGUCAUGAACAUCAGGCAGUUCAACUGUUCCCCUCACCCCUACUGGCUUCCAAACUUCAUGGAUGUCUUCACAUGGUCUUUGCCUUUUGUAGGGGAAAAGGUCACCGAGAUGCUCGUGAACAUCCUCAACAUCUGCUCCGACGACGAGCUGAUUUCGGAUGGCGACGAGACGUUGGAAGGUGGGACAACGGUGCGCAAGGAGAUCAUCAGGAAUAAGAUCAGAGCCAUUGGGAAGAUGGCACGGGUCUUCUCGGUUCUUCGGGAGGAGAGCGAGAGCGUGCUGACCCUCAAAGGCCUGACCCCCACAGGUACCCUGCCCCUGGGAGUGCUCUCGGGGGGGAGGCAGACCCUGCAGACCGCCACAGUAGAAGCGGUAGAGGCACGGGAAGCCAUCCGCGGCUUCUCCCCGCAGCACAAGAUCCGCAGCUUCGAGGAGGCGCGGGGGCUGGACCGCAUCAACGAGCGCAUGCCGCCGCGCAAGGAUUCGCUGCACUCGGACGGCCCCGUGAACUUGGUAACCUCGAACUCUGCGGACAAGAACGGCACGGGCAAGAAACCCCAGUAACGCUGCCAGCGCCCGGGGCUGCAGCGCCAGAGGAUCCAAAACUUCAUGAAUUUUAUUUAUUUAUUAUGGGGGUGGGGUGGGGGCAGGGGGAGAAACCAACUUCACCUGGAGGCACGUCCAUAAAUCCAGUCCGCAUCCGUUCUGUAAGAAAGCGACCAUUUUGUAAUUUUUUUUUUUAUUUAUGCUCAAUAUAUAUAAAAAUGUCCUUUUUUUUUUUUUUUUAAUUUAGAAACCAAUCCAACUGCUAGAGCAUCCCGGGAGUGUUGUGCUGUCCAGCUUUCCCCCCACCAAGAGGCCAAACCUCUGCCAGGGAGGGGCUGGAUUAAAAAACAAAAAUCAGUCAAACCAGGCAACUUGGGUCGUUGGCUUUGGCACAGUUUGGAGUUAGCCUGAGCUUUCCAAAGCAGGUCCUUCCCUUCAGGAUACGGUUGGGUUGGUUUUCCUUUACACACCUGUUUUCUUCCCAGAUUUUUCCUGUUGUUUUCUUCCACCCCUUGCCUACCUGCAGCUGCUGCUUUAGCAACCAGUUCCCUGGGAGGCAGAUUGCUGGGAUCCAUCCCUCUUUUCCAAGGUGACAGCCAGGGGUAGCUCCGGAGGGCUCCAGGGUUGUUCACACCAAUCCCAGCACCUUUUCCUUCAGGAUUUCAGCUUUAUCCCAGGGGAGUCCCAAAGGAAAACAGGGAGAAGGUGGGGGAAGUGCCGCCCCUUGUUGUGGCUCUUCUUCUUGGAGCAGCUUGUGCAGCAGAAUUCCCUUGGGAAUGCCUCUGAUUCAGAGCAGAGGAAUUAUCUCUGCUUUGCUGAUCCUUGGGAAAGCUGCAGGGCCUGAGUUUUGGAGGAAGAGGGGGUGAUUUACACCCCGGAGGAUGCAGCUCCCCCAUUCCCCACCAGCACAGCGCCCAGCCCACGGCACAUUCCCUGCUCCCAGCUCUGGAAUCAGCCCCUGCUGAGCAGUUUGGGGUGUGGGGGGCAGGGUGGUCCCCCAGUGUCACCUCCCUGUCCCCCAUCACCCCCCCUCGGCUGCUCCACAGGAGCCAGGGGCAGCUCAGCCUUUCCCGGCAGCUGGAGCAGGGGGUUGCUGAUAAAACUCUGCGAUAAGAUGGGUGUGGCACUGCUGGUUUUGGGAGAUGUGGCUCGGUGCUGGUGGCAGGGCAGCCCCUGCAUGGGGAGCAGGGAGGGCUUGGAAGGCAGAACCGAGGGGAUCUGGCAGGAAUUUUGGCAGGGUGUUCUGGACAGGGAUCCUGGGGGUUCCCCUGGGUGUUGUCAGGGAUUUUGGAGUGGGAGCUGAGCAUUGUGUCACUCUGAGCCUUCUUUCACUAAAUCUGGGAGUGCUGGGGAAGGGUUUUGGGGGAUUCCCGUGGGUCACUUCCCUUCCCAGCCGCAGCUCCUGGAGCACCCCUCCAGCCUUCCCUCUCCCCCUUCCCCGUGCUCUCUGCAGGCAGGGCUGAGCUCUCCCAGGGGAUCUUUGCCAAGGCUUUCCCUGCAUCUUGCUGUCUUGCCUCGGCGAUUCCAGCGCCGGAGGAAAACAGCAACUUCCCAGGAAGCUUUCAGAUUGUCUCACACGUCACCUAAUCCCACGGGGCUGUUUAGGAUUCUGUGAGCAGACCUCUGGGUUUCCACACUUUUCAGUCACAUGCCUCCACUUUCCCCUCUUUAUUUUUUUCCUCUUUGUUUUUUUUCCUUCUUUUUGGUUGUUUUUUUUCCCCCUUUGAUCCCAUUUUUUUUCCACGCCCACCGCUUUGCAAAAGUGCGAGAUGUUUGGAGCGAGCUUCUCUCCCCCCAGUCCGAGGAGUGGGGCCAAAUUGCCUUUUGUCUGUGAGUAUUUCUUUGUCCUUCAGGGCCUCCUGUGAGCGCGGUGAGCCCGUGUGUGGUACCCGGGCACACGGGCCGUGCCCGGGGCUGCCCGUGCAUGUUCGGGCGUGUUGUGCUGACCCAGGCUGGGAUCUCACCCAAGCAGCUGCCAGGUUUUAGUCGGGAUCUUUGGGAUGGGAAUUGCGGGACCCCGAGCCUGGCACCCCCUGCUCCCAGCGUGGGGGGGUCAGCAGGGCCCGGCCCAUCGCAGAGGGGGAUUUGCUUUGCUGGCAGUUUGUCCCCCCACCCUCUUCUCCUGCUCUGGCAUCACCAACUCCCCCUCCCCAAAAUCCUUUUUGGACCUUGUGCUUCGUGGUUUGGGGGCUCAGAUCCAACCCCCUAAUCCUUGGGGCUGCUGCAGCUGCAGCUUCCCAGUGUCCAGCCCUGGAAAAGGGCUGGAUGGUGGUUGUCCUGGAGAAGGUGGCCAAGGGGGGGGAUUUUGUCCCCCCUUAUCCCUGGGGCUGGUGGAGCUGCACCAUCCCAGCCUGGAGAUGGUGGCCAAGGGCUGGAAGUUAGUUGCCCAGCCCCAGAGAUGGUGGCCAGGGCUGGAUGUUGGUUGCCCCAGCCCCAGAGAUGGUGGCCAGGGCUGGAUGUUGGUUGCCCCAGCCCCAGAGAUGGUGGCCAGGGCUGGAUGUUGGUUGCCCAGCCCCAGAGAUGGUGGCCAAGGGCUGGAUGUUGGUUGCCCAGCCCCAGAGGUGGUGGCCAGGGCUGGAAGUUGCCCCCGUGUCCCUGUGGCACCGGCACGUGUGGAUGUCCCACUGCCAGGUCCCCUCUUCCCUUUGAAGCAGUUCCCGAGGGGGUGAGGAGCAGCGAUGGGGCUCUGGGUGCUAAUUACCCCCUCAAUUAACGCCCCCUCUCCCUGCCGGGCUUCCCCCGCCACAGCCCCAGCCGAGAUCCCCCCUCCCCUUUUUUUGGGGACAACUUCGGGGCAGAAUUCCCUGCCCCAAUCCCCACCACGGCAAACCAAAAAAACGAUCCAGAAACGCCCCCAAAUCGCCCCUUUUCCUCCUUUUCCCCCACAAAUCCAGCGCCUCGGAGCUGGGCUUGUCUCUGACCCCUCCUCUCCGAGCUCCCGCCCGUCCCUUCCCCUCCCCGGCUGCCACCUGGAGCUUGGACAACCGGGAUUGAGGGGAGCCCCCGCCCCGGGGGAGCCCCCAGAUCCAGGGAAAGCCCCCACCUCCCUGCAGCCUGGGUUUUUUUGCAUGUUCUAGCAAGGUGCAUGUCCAAGGAGGGGAGUCGGCAAUGGGGCGGGUGGUGGGUUGAGUCCAAGCUUAAUUUUCUUUUUGGGAUUGGGAGAACCCCUCUGGCUGCCUCUGGCACAGAUCCCACCUGGCCAGGGGAGCUGGCAGGGAUGCAGAUCCCACCAAACCUCGGCCAGGGAGGACCUGAAGCCCUCCAGGGGUGCAGUGAUGGUGAUUUUAGGGUUCUCGAUGCUGAAGGAUCAUACGCCCGUUGCCUGGAGACUGCCUCCUUUUUAAUUUUUAUUUUUAUUUCUUGCUUUUUUUUUGUUUUUAGUUCUGUUGAAAGGAGAAAAAAAAUGGUGAAAAUGUUAUUUAUUGGCAGAAAUUAUUUAAUAUAAUUUCUUUUUUUUUUUUUUUUGUGAAACAAGGAAUGAAUUUGUUAGAACUGUCUCGAUGUAAAUCGGAGUCAUCUUUAAGGAGGAAAAAAAAAAGAAAAAAAAAGUUAAAAAUUGACACAGUCA
This is a messenger RNA of Passer domesticus (house sparrow), 5242 nucleotides long. It is a transcript of the gene PPP3CC, whose product is annotated as protein phosphatase 3 catalytic subunit gamma. The transcript has 14 exons. Gene Ontology annotation, cellular component: calcineurin complex; cytoplasm. Lineage: Eukaryota; Metazoa; Chordata; Aves; Passeriformes; Passeridae. Gene Ontology annotation, biological process: calcineurin-mediated signaling. The record is from RefSeq and is a predicted model, not a curated record. Gene Ontology annotation, molecular function: calmodulin-dependent protein phosphatase activity; calmodulin binding. The coding region runs from base 157 to 1692 and encodes 511 amino acids.